Molecule: messenger RNA, 2287 nt
Organism: Vigna radiata var. radiata (mung bean)
Lineage: Eukaryota; Viridiplantae; Streptophyta; Magnoliopsida; Fabales; Fabaceae
Product: RNA-binding KH domain-containing protein RCF3
Exons: 7
Coding region: 125-1894 (589 amino acids)
Biological process (GO): regulation of gene expression
Cellular component (GO): cytoplasm; nucleus
Molecular function (GO): mRNA binding
Source: RefSeq, a predicted model, not a curated record
AAAUAAAACCUGGCAAAAGAAAAUAACAGUGUCAUGAGCAGAAGCAGUUCCCCCUGAAGCACAAGCAGCUGGCCCUGAAGCUGAAGCAGAAGGAGCUUCAUCCGAAGCAGAAGUAACAGAUUGAAUGAUAAUGUCCGAUUCAAAUCCCCCUAACGGACACUCCAACCUUACCAAAUUCUAUCAGACUCAUGUCACCUUUCGUCUCCUCUGUCACGCCUCACGCGUUGGCGCCAUCAUCGGCAAGUCUGGUGUUCUCAUCAAGUCGCUUCAGGAAGCCACUGCCGCAAAAAUUCGAAUAGAGGACGCCCCGCCUGAAUCUCCCGACCGAGUCAUCCUCGUCACUGCCUCCGCCGCUGCCUCUGCCGACGGCGGAGUCUCCAAGGCACAGGAGGCACUGCUCAAGGUCUUUGAACGGGUUCUUGAUGUUGCUGCCGAGACUGCUGGCACCGAGGUUGGCGACCGUGUGGUCUCUUGCCGCCUGCUGGCGGAUAAUGUGCAGGUCGGCGCUGUUAUCGGCAAGGCGGGGAAGGUCGUCGAGAAAAUCAGAAUUGACACCGGAUGUAAGAUUAGGGUUCUGAACGAUGGUUUGCCAGCGCGCACUGCUCCCUCCGAUGAAAUCGUUGAGAUAGAAGGCCAGCUGACGUCCGUAAAGAAGGCACUUAUUGCUGUCUCCCGGCAACUUCAAGAUUGUCCUCCACCUGAUAGAACAAAGGUGAUGGGAAGCAAACAUAAUGAAGUUGUUCAGUCUGAACCAUUUUCAAUUCCGCUUAAGUCUUUAACUAAUCUGCAUAUAGAUCACCAUCUGCAAAGAAGCUCUGCAUUAUCUUAUUUAACCAACAGGUCUAAUGGAAAUGCCUCUGGAGCUCAUAAAUUAUCAGCUGAAGUUAAUAGAUUGUCUGCCCUGGAUCCAAAAGUACUUCAGCUGGAAGUUACCUUUAGAAUUCUUUGUUCCAGUGAUAGGGUUGGUGCCAUCAUUGGAAAGGGAGGCAAUAUUGUAAGAGCUCUUCAGAACGAAUCUGGGGCUAUUAUAAGUGUUGCUCCUUCAGUAGUUGAGUGCGAGGAUAGACUAAUUACUAUUACUGCCUCAGAGAAUGCUGAAUCAAACUAUUCCCCUGCACAGAAGGCCGUUGUGCUUGUUUUCUCCAAGUCUGUUGAGGCUGGGGUUGGGAAGGGGCUAGACUUGAAAACGAAAAAUGGAACAUCUGUUAGUGCACAGCUUGUAAUCUCGUCAAACCAAGUUGGUUGCUUGUUAGGGAAAGGUGGGGCAAUCAUCUCAGAAAUGAGGAAAGCCACAGGGACGCAUAUAAGAAUAAUUGGCCACGAUCAGGCUCCAAAGUGUGUGUCAGAAAAUGAUCAAUUGGUACAGAUAUCAGGGGAGUUUUUGAAUGUUAAAAGUGCAAUAUAUAAUGCAACUGGUAGACUGCGAUAUCAUCUAUUUGUCAGUACACAAAACAGUGGUGGAGGAAGGAGCCUUUCCUCUGUUCUAGCUGGAGGCCAACCAACUGUUGCUGUUUCUCAUGGUCUCAAUAGACAUUAUUUUCCAGGAUUGCAGGCACCACUGACAGUAUCUGGAAUAAACUCCAGUGGCACCAAUGGUGUUAGUCGAGGAUUGAUUUCUCAAAACGGUGACUUAGAAGUUGCCAGUGGGAGUAAAACUUCAAUUGUUACUAAUACAACUGUGCAAGUUGUGGUUCCUGAGGAUAUAAUUGGCUCUGUAUAUGGGGAAAACAGUAGCAAUCUGGUUCGCUUGAGACAGAUAUCAGGGGCUGAGGUCAUCGUCCAUGAACCUCUUCCCGGAACAAGUGACAGGACUAUUGUCAUAACCGGUACACCUGAUGAAACCCGAGCAGCGCAGAGCCUUCUCCAAGCAUUUAUUCUUACUGGAUCGCCGUGACAGUACCCCUUCAAGGAUGACCCUUUACUUUUCAAGUAGUUUCGCCAAUUUUUUGAAAGCCUUUUUUAUCCUACCCGAAAGCACGUACAAUAUAGGAAAAAUUCACGCAGUUUUUUACUAUGCCCUGCCAGUAAUCUUGGUGUCUAAUGUUACUCUAAUAUGUCAUUGUCACUCAUUUAAUUCAAUUUCAUGAAAUUUAGCUAAUAAAAAUACUACUUUAGAUAAAAAUUAUGUAAAUGUAAUUGACAACAGACAUAUUAAAAGUUGCAAUAGACAUCUCGUAACAGGUUGCUAAUUCAAUUCACACAGGUUGUUCACUGCGAGGCAGUGUACUGAUUUAACUACUGUCACUUGAUUUUUUUUACUUGUAUUGGCGACUCAUAUUCAACAGGU